This is a messenger RNA of Marmota flaviventris (yellow-bellied marmot), 7748 nucleotides long. The record is from RefSeq and is a predicted model, not a curated record. NCBI's taxonomy places the organism in Eukaryota, Metazoa, Chordata, Mammalia, Rodentia, Sciuridae.
CAGUCUUUGAAGUUGGCUCUCCUGGGACCCUCAAGGCACACUAGUCUCCAGAACAUACUAAGGCAUGGCAGGAAGGACACCCUUGCCACCGGCCGGCCCUUACCCACAGCUGCUGCUUGCUCUGCCCUGCUGAGCCACUCUGCCUGGAGCCCCUGGGACAGCACCUGCCUCCUGAAGUUGUCCUGGCUCAGCUGUCCACAGCGAUGGUGGAGAGCUGGACUCCACAGACUCACAACCUUUGUGUCAGGUUUCAGGGGCCAGCAUCCUUCAUCCUGGGACUGGCGGCCCUGAACAAUGGCUGAAAGCCAGGGGACCCCAUAGAGUUGCACCACAGCUUCCUGGGGCCCGCAGCAUUCCAGUGCCUGUGGACUAUGACCACCUAUCGGCCCCUUCCCAGUGAUGGCGUGGACCUGGCAGCUGGCUGUGGGGCCAGGGGCUCCGAUGUCCUCCCUGGGCCACAUACAGGGGACUACACUCCCAUGGGAUUCUGGGCCCAGAAUGGCAGCAUGUCCCAGCCUCUUGGUGAGAGCCCAGCCACUGCCACCACCCGCCCCAGCCCCACCACCCCUGCAAUGCCCAAGAUGGGCGUUCGUGCUCGAGUGGCCGACUGGCCACCCAAGCGAGAGGCCCUGAGAGAGCAGAGCAACCCAAGCCCCUCACAGGACACAGAAGUCACAAAGGCCACCAAGGUGGCCCAUUCCAUGAGGAGCAUACAGAAUGGACAGCCCCCUGCCAGCACCUCAGCUUCCUCAGGGUCCAAAGCCUUCCACCGACUCUCCAGGAGAAGGUCCAAAGAUGUGGAAUUCCAGGAUGGGUGGCCCCGGUCCCCCGGCAGGGCCUUCCUCCCUCUGCGACACCGCAGCAGUAGUGAGAUCACCCUCAGUGAGUGUGAUGUGGAGGACCCAGGGGAGCCUCGGGGGGGCCGGCACACAGGGGCCCUGCCCCUCUUCCGAGAAUACGGCAGCACCUCCUCCAUCGACGUGCACGGCGUGCCCGAGCAGAGCUUCUUCGACAUCCUCAAUGAGUUCCGCAGCGAGCAGCCCGAGGCCCGGGGCGCCCAGACCCUCAGCGAGCUGCUUCGGGCAGACCCUGGCCCUCAUCUCUCAGGGGGCGGCUGUGGAGCCAAGGGGGACCCCCGCAACGGGCAGCCCUCCAAAGACAGUCUCCUCCUGCAGCCUCUGAAGGAGAAGGAGAAGACCCGGAAGAAGCCCGUGCGGGGCCUGGGCAGUGGCGACACGGUGGACUCGUCCAUCUUCCGGAAGCUGAGAAGCAGUAAAGCUGACGGGGAAGCCGGGCGGGCCCUGGGGGAGGCCGAGGAGGGCCGGAGUCCCCCCGAAGCAAGCAGGCCGUGGGUCUGCCAGAAGAGCUUUGCCCACUUCGACGUGCAGAGCAUGCUGUUCGACCUCAACGAGGCGGCCGCCAACCGGGCGACCGUGGCCCAGCGGCGGAACACCACCACCGGGGCCUCCGCCGCCUCGGCCGCCUCCGCCAUGGCCUCCGUCACAGCAUCCCGGGCCCACAGCCUCGGGGGCCUGGACCCAGCCUUCACCAGCACAGAGGACCUGAACUGCAAAGAGAACCUGGAGCAGGACCUUGGCGACGACAACAGCAAUGACCUGCUGCUCAGCUGCCCGCAUUUCCGCAACGAGAUCGGAGGGGAGUGCGAGCGCAACGUGAGCUUCUCCCGGGCCUCCGUGGGCUCCCCAGGCGGGGCAGAGGGCCACCUGGUGGAGCCCACCCUGAGCGCCUACCGCACCAAUGCCAGCAUCUCAGUGCUGGAGGUGCCCAAGGAGCAGCAGAGGACACAGAGUCGGCCCCGGCAGUACAGCAUCGAGCACGUGGACCUGGGUGCCCGCUACUACCAGGACUACUUUGUGGGCAAAGAGCAUGCCAAUUACUUUGGGGUGGACGAGAAGCUGGGACCAGUGGCUGUGAGCAUCAAGCGGGAGAAGCUGGAAGACCACAAGGACCACGGACCUCAGUACCAGUACAGGAUCAUCUUCCGGACCCGAGAGCUCAUCACCCUGCGGGGCUCCAUCCUGGAGGAUGCAACCCCCACAGCCACCAAGCAUGGGACUGGGCGGGGCCUGCCCCUGAAGGAUGCCCUGGAGUACGUCAUCCCUGAGCUCAACAUCCACUGCCUGCGACUGGCUCUCAACACUCCCAAGGUGACAGAGCAGCUGCUGAAGCUCGACGAGCAAGGGCUGUGCCGGAAACACAAGGUGGGCAUCCUGUACUGCAAAGCUGGCCAGAGCUCCGAGGAAGAGAUGUACAACAACGAGGAGGCUGGGCCGGCCUUCGAGGAGUUCCUUGCCCUCCUGGGCGAGAAGGUCUGCCUGAAGGGCUUCACCAAGUACGCCGCCCAGCUGGACGUGAAGACCGACUCCACGGGAACCCACUCCCUCUACACGACGUACCAGGACUACGAGAUCAUGUUCCACGUCUCUACCCUACUCCCUUACACCCCCAACAACAGGCAGCAGCUGCUGAGGAAGAGGCACAUAGGGAACGACAUUGUGACGAUCAUCUUCCAGGAGCCUGGAGCACUACCUUUCACCCCCAAGAACAUCCGCUCACACUUUCAGCAUGUCUUCAUCAUCGUCCGCGUCCACAACCCCUGUACGGAUAAUGUCUGCUACAGCAUGGCUGUGACCCGAUCCAAAGACGCUCCUCCUUUCGGUCCCCCCAUCCCCAGUGGAACCACAUUCCGCAAAUCUGACGUUUUCAGAGACUUCUUGCUGGCCAAGGUGAUUAAUGCUGAGAACGCUGCCCACAAGUCCGACAAGUUCCACACCAUGGCCACCAGGACCCGCCAGGAGUACCUCAAGGACCUGGCUGAAAACUGUGUCUCCAACACACCCAUCGACUCCACCGGCAAGUUCAACCUCAUCUCCCUGACCUCCAAGAAGAAGGAGAAGACGAAGGCCCGGGCAGGCGCCGAGCAGCACAGUGCGGGAGCUAUCGCCUGGCGGGUUGCAGCUCAGGACUUUGCCCAGGGGGUGGAAAUCGACUGCAUUUUGGGAAUUUCCAAUGAGUUUGUGGUGCUCCUGGACCUUCGCACUAAGGAGGUGGUGUUCAACUGCUACUGCGGGGAUGUCAUUGGGUGGACCCCGGACGCCUCAACACUGAAAAUCUUCUAUGGCCGAGGAGACCACAUCUUCGUCCAGUCCACAGAGGGCUCUGUGGAGGACAUAAGGGAAAUCGUCCAGAGGCUGAAGGUGAUGACCAAUGGCUGGGAGACGGUGGACAUGACCCUGCGGCGGAAUGGGCUUGGGCAGCUGGGCUUCCAUGUGAAGUACGAUGGGACAGUGGCUGAGGUGGAGGACUAUGGGUUUGCCUGGCAGGCCGGCCUCCGGCAAGGCAGCCGGCUAGUAGAGAUCUGCAAGGUGGCUGUGGUCACACUGACCCACGACCAGAUGAUUGACCUGCUGCGCACCUCUGUCACCGUGAAGGUUGUCAUCAUCCCACCUUUCGAGGAUGGCACGCCCCGAAGGGGCUGGCCAGAGACCUAUGACAUGAACACCUCGGAGCCCAAGACUGAACCCGAAAGCAGCACCCCUGGGGGCCGGCCCCCCUACCGCAGCAACGCUCCCUGGCAGUGGAGUGGCCCUGCGUCCCACAACUCUCUACCAGCCUCCAAGUGGACAGCCCCGGCCACCCCCGGCCACGCCCAGUCCCUGAGCCGGCUCCCGAAACAGACGUCUAUGGUACCUUUCCGAGAAUCCCAACCACUGCACAGCAAGAGGCCUGUCAGCUUCCCAGAAACCCCUUACACAGCAUCACCAGCAGGGGCCGACAGAGUCCCUCCCUACCGACAGCCUUCUGGGAGUUUCUCCACCCCCGGCUCAGCCACCUACGCAAGAUACAAGCCAUCCCCAGAAAGAUAUGCAGCCGCCCCACACCCAUUGCUGUCUUUCGAUCCCCACUUCAGCCACGACGGGAUGUCCAGCGGCGACUCCUCCUCAGGCGGCCUGACCAGCCAGGAGAGCACCAUGGAGCGCCAGAAGCCAGAGCCUCUGUGGCAUGUGCCAGCCCAGGCCCGGCUGUCAGCCAUGGCUGGAAGCAGCAUGAGCAAGCACAGCUCCCGGCAGGAUGCAGCAGGCAAAGAUUCCCCCAACAGGCAUUCCAAAGGUGAGCCCCAGUACUCCAGCCAUUCCAGCAGCAAUACCCUCUCCAGCAACGCGUCCAGCAGCCACAGUGACGACCGCUGGUUCGACCCUCUGGACCCCCUGGAGCCAGAGCAAGACCCCCUCUCCAAGGGCGGCUCCAGUGACAGCGGCAUUGACACCACCGUCUACACCUCCAGCCCCAGCUGCAUGUCCCUGGCCAAGGUGCCACGGCCCACCAAGCCACACAAGCCCCCAGGAAGUAUGGGCCUUUGUGGUGGAGGUCGUGAGGCCACCGGGAGGUCCCACCACACAGACAGACGGCGGGAGGUCUCACCCGCCCCUGCGGUUGCUGGCCAGAGCAAGGGCUACCGACCAAAGCUGUACUCCUCGGGCUCCAGCACUCCCACAGGCCUGGCCGGGGGCAGCCGGGACCCGCCAAGGCAGCCCAGUGACAUGGGCUCACGGGCUGGCUUCCCUGCUCAGGUUUACAAAACUGCCAGUGCAGAGACUCCUCGGCCCUCCCAGCUGGCCCAAGCCAGCCCCUUCCAGCUCUCCACCUCUGUCCCCAAGUCCUUCUUCUCCAAGCAGCCUGUGCGCAAUAAGCACCCAACAGGAUGGAAGAGGACGGACGAGCCCCCGCCACGGCCUCUCACCUUCACCGACCCCAAGAAGCAGGUGGACGCCAACACAAAGAACGUCUUUGGGCAGCCGCGGUUAAGGGCAUCCCUGCGAGACCUCCGGUCCCCUCGGAAGAACUACAAGUCCACCAUUGAGGAUGACCUGAAGAAACUCAUCAUCAUGGACAACCUGGGGCCAGAGCAGGAGAGGGACACAGGGCAGUCCCCCCAGAAGAGCCUGCAGCGGACACUGUCAGACGAGAGCCUGUGCAGCGGGCGCCGGGAGCCCAGCUUUGCCACCCCUGCCAGCCUGGAGCCAGGCCUGCCCAGUGACGUGCUCUUCACCAGCACCUGCGCCUUCCCCUCCAGCACGCUGCCCGCCCGCCGCCAGCACCAGCACCCACUCCCUCCCAGCGGCGGCCCCAGCGCCAUCCCUGCCACUGGCAACGGAUUCCCAGAGAAGAAAUCUGCCAUCUCCGCCUCAGAACUUUCACUGGCUGAUGGACGGGACCGGCCCUUGCGGCGCCUGGACCCCGGGAUGAUGCCCCUGCCUGAUACAGCUGCUGGUCUUGAAUGGUCCAGCCUGGUAAAUGCAGCCAAGGCCUAUGAAGUGCAAAGAGCCGUCUCGCUCUUCUCUCUCAACGACCCAGCCCUGAGCCCAGACAUCCCACCUGCACACAGUCCUGUCCACAGUCACCUGAGCCUGGAGCGGGGGCCCCCGACCCCCAGGACCACCCCUACCAUGAGUGAAGAGCCACCCCUGGAUCUGACGGGCAAGGUGUACCAGCUGGAAGUGAUGCUGAAGCAACUGCACACGGACCUCCAGAAGGAGAAGCAGGACAAGGUGGUGCUGCAGUCAGAGGUGGCCAGCCUCCGGCAGAACAACCAGCGGCUGCAGGAGGAGUCGCAGGCCGCCAGCGAGCAGCUACGCAAGUUCGCCGAGCUUUUCUGCAGGGAGAAAAAGGAGCUCUGAGGCCGAGAGGCCACCAGGCCCUGGCACCUUGCCUGCAGGCAGGCCGCGGGCUCCUGUCCUCCUCUCUCUUUCUGUAGGCCCCUGGUGGCCGGCAUGACAGGUCACUUAGCCAGGCCUGGUACCUACUGCCCCCGCAGCUCUCCACGUGGACUCAGAAACCCCAGCUAGCAGUGGGGCCUGCAGGAGCCUCCCCAGGCUGUGAGUCAGGUCAACUCCUGGUCUCAGGCCUCUGCACUGACCCCCUGUGUCCCUGGGGUCACCCAGACUCUGCCUAGGACCCGGCUGUGGGAAAGUGAGAGGGGCUGCAGAGGUCAGCAUCCAGCCUCCACAGUGCCCAGGACCCACACGCCAGGUUUCUUCACUGCACCCAGCAGCCUGGCUCGUGGGCAGAGCCCCUGCAUGAAAAAAUAUGGCGUGAAAUGAGUCUUUACCCCCACACCCCAAAGAAGCAAGUGCCCCCAGGGCGACAGACUAGGACCCUUUGGUCCCCAGUGUACUAGCUCCAAAAAGCAUGGAUGUCAUCCCUUCCCAGCCCCCUCCUUCCACAAAGCAGCCAGGAGCACUUUCAUAGAGUUUAAAUUAUUUUCUUGGAGGCCCUAGGAUGGAGAGAAGAAAUUCCAGCAUCCAGAGGCCACUUCUUUGAGAGAAAAACUAUUUGUACAAACAGGACAAUUUAUACGAUCUUUUUCUAUCAGUUCCUCUCCCACCAGAGGCCACAUGCCUGGGCUUGGGUCCCCCAGGUCCUUCCACCUUUGAGCUACUGACCUGGCCGGGCCAGACCGCCCGGCUCUCUCUCCUCCCAGCACGACCAAGCCCUGACCAGCAGCCAGGCCGCCUCUGGGCUCCAGAAGGCACCCUGGGAGCCUUGGGACAGGGCUGGACAACAACAGCCUUCAUCUCCUGUCUGGUUUCCUUUUCCUUCGCAAGCCCAUCUUGCAGGCCCCCAGCGACGGCCACCCAGACACACUCACUGUGCUCCCCGGGGAGCACUCGCAGUGCGAACCCCAGAGACGCUGUUCUAAAGGCAAUAAGGGGCAGCUGGCGGGCAGCCAGGCCAGUGUGGUACUACGCUGUUCUCCCAGGAAACACGAGUUCCUUUUUUUUUCCUUUAAAAACAAAAAAAUAUAUAUAUAUAUAUAUAUUUAUUUUUUCAUGUAGAGUUGCGCCAGAACAAGUCUGGAUGGCCACAGUCUGUGGAUUCCCCCAACCUCAAGCUGAGGAUCGAGGCGUGUCCCCCAUGGGCAGGGGGUCAGCAAGAGGACCCAGAGGGACAGUCAAGGUGGGGGGAAGGCGGCUUCCCUUUCUGGGAAGCACCAGGCAGGAAGGAGUUGGCAGCGUGGGCUGGGCUUAGAGCCUGAGCCAGGCAGCCGGCACUUGUCCAGAGAACCCCCAGGUUCUCUUCAGGCCCAGGAACCCGGGCAGAUAGGCGUUUCUGGGACUGCAUAGAUCAGGCACUCAGGGAGGUGCCAGGCUGGAGGGGCGGGGGCCCAAGAAGAGGGUGUUCACUGCGUCUCCCUAUGAUCUGCCUCUGGCCGCCAGCAUCCCCCAGUCUUGAGAGUAAAACCUCACCCCUGCCACCUCCUCUCCCCACAGCGGUGGCGAGAGGCCAGCCUGCCAAGGCCAGGCCUGCCCAGCACCCUCCCCAGCCCUGGCCAACUACUGUGAUGUCUCCUUCCCUGGUCCCCUUCUCGGGGGUUCUCCAGACCCCCGCCCCACCCCCCCUCCUCAGACCCUAACCUGGAGCCUUUAUUUCUUUUUUCUCAUAUCUUCAGAUCAUUCGAUCAUUUUGGGGACCUGAUCAUACACAUUGACAAGUGUAAAUUAUGAUUUUGGUUUUAUUUUGUUAUUUUUAAAGAAUUUCUGCACAACAAAUCUAUUUAAUUUGAGGUUGGUGUUCUAUCUGAUGGCUGAGAUAGUAGGCUUUUUUUCAUGUUGAUUUGAUUCAUUUGGUUAAUUAUUCUUUACUGUCUUUUUCCCCCUCCCAUCCCUGUCUUGAGAUUUUCUGGCAUGUUUCUGGAGGUUUCAAAGGAAAUAAAUGUUUCAUAGAAA